Molecule: messenger RNA, 868 nt
Organism: Setaria italica (foxtail millet)
Lineage: Eukaryota; Viridiplantae; Streptophyta; Magnoliopsida; Poales; Poaceae
Exons: 1
Coding region: 186-551 (121 amino acids)
Source: RefSeq, a predicted model, not a curated record
UUAAAAAUAGGCAAAGGCUGGCGCGCAGGAGGCGCCCCACCAUGCAUGCGGUCGACCGUGGCCAUCGAUCGAUAUUAUAUAAUAAUUAUAUGAUAAUGAUCCAUCGACCAUUAAUUGCUUAGAAAGCAGGUUAUAAUUAUAUUAAGAAGAAGAGAACUAGAGAAGAAAGGAAGACGACGACGACGAUGCCGACAUCAGCGACGCCGGCGGUGUGCCUGGUGGUGGUGGUGGUGGCGGCGGCGGCGGCGUCGACGGCGACGGCGCAUUUCACGGUCGGCGACGUGGACGAGUACUUGUCGAAGCGCACGCAGGAGGCCCGCCACAGGAACCGCGCCGGCGCGGCGGCGCUCAACGACCUCAUCGCCGGCGCCACGCGCUUCCACGCCAACGUCGACGCGCGCGUGUACGGCGGCCGGCGCUCCAACCUGCAGGAGGAGGAUGCCGAGGAGGCACCAGCAGCUGCAGCUUCUUCCAACAAGAAGCAGCCGGCGGCAGAAGAACAACCACAGGCCGCAGCAACAACUAAGAUGCAUGGUUUUGGUGGCCAUUAACGUAACCACCAAGAUCAUGCAUCUUAAUUUCAUUUCGUUUCAUUAUCAACGACAUCCUUGUUCGGUUAAGUAUAUCCAUUUAAUUUACUACCAUCUGUAAGCAUGCAUGCACGUCAUCCGGAUAUUUCCUUUUUUUAAUAUAUAGUAUAAAUGUUCCAAGGAUGUAACAAUACCAUGUGUAUAAUUUUUAGAUCUAGCACAACUAGGUAUCUAUUGGCAUGUAUUACUACAAAUAUAUAUGUAUACUAAUUAAGUCGUCUAUGUUUGUAUUUAUUUGUAUACACGGUAAAAUCAAUGAGAUUGGAGUUAUACUUUUA